AAGCACUGAUGGCACCUCAACAAUCUAAUGCCACGUUCGGCUUGCCGUUAUGGGACAGAGUUUACAAUACGACACUUCGACUAAUUGGUAACUUUGAGAAGCUCUCGAAUGUCAGAGUGAAUGGGACAUCGGCUAUGACAUGGUUCAAUCCGAUCCUGGCCGCCCUACAGUCUCUCCAGACCCCAAACAUGGCCAGUGGUAUAACUGCCUGUAAUGACCUUGUGACAUACCUAAGAGGAACUGACAUGUUCCGUGAAGUUCAGCCAAUUAUUAGUCAGACUGUGUUUAACAUCAAGAUGAUUGCAGAUCAGAUGCCACUGCUUUCAGUUGCUGAUGAGUUUGUGUGUACUCUGAUGCGAGACGCAAAUCUGAAUGGUGCUGUCGAUAUUCUGAAAAACAGUGGAUUCUGGGCUUCUCUGACACAGAUAAACCCCACAAUGAACCCCAGUGGCGCCGAUGACUUGCAGUGCUCUGCAAUGUAUCAGACAGGGAAGAACCUGUGGGACAUUAUCAACAGCACCCUCCUCAUGGGCAAUGGUCCAGAUUGGGACCAGAUGGGACAGUGUUUUGUGGACAGCUCAAAGAACUUCCGUAGCUUCGCUGCUGGCCUUAACAGUGCCCUCAGUGUUGCCACUGAUCUGAUGACGCUUAUCCAAGAUCCAUCUCUCAGACAGUUGAUAAAUACAGAAGGAAGUCUGGCACCAGUCUUGGACUUUGCUCUGAGAGUCUUCACGGAACAAAGACCUGUUCUGUUGAAGUUCUCUGACCUGUUGAAGAAUGACACUUCGGUACAGAACUAUCUCCUUGGGAUCCUGAAACUGUCACCUGAAUUGGUGUCCUCGCUCCUCAAGUCCUCUAUCAACCUGGAUGCGGCGAUGUUCCUGAACCAGCCUGUGGAGCAGAUCCAGGAGAUCCUGUGUAAUGCCACUCUCCUGGGUGAGGUCCUCACACUCCCGGACUUUGUCACUGACAUCCCCACUCUCAGCAGGCUCCUCUGUACAAACGAUUCCCUCACCACGGCCACAUCCCUGAAGAGUGCCGCCGAAGUGACGAGCAUCAUACAACAGGCCCUGGCAGCAACCUCAACAGGUCUGAGUCAGCAGUUCUUCAACAACAUCAGCAACCACGUACUGAACCUUGUGUCCGACCUCCAGUUUGUCACCGAGAUUGCUGGAAUAUUCAGUAAUGGCUUCGAUGUUGAUAAACUUCGUGACAACAUUCCGAAGAUCGACAGAUUCCUCAUGUCAUCUGGCCCAGAGAGAUUAGUUCAGAGCCUGACUAACAUCCUAGAAGACAUCCGCAAAGUCCUUCCUGGCAACAGUGAAGCUAACACAGUGCUGAAAGAGAUUGGAAUCUUCAUCCGGGGAUUUGCCGGGCUGGAUAUUGUACAGUCGUACUUCUUAGAGGCUUUGACGGUGUCUGACUUUGUGAAGAGCCCUACUGCUGUAUACAACUACCUAAUACAGAUGGGCAUGUCUCCAAGUAGCGCCAAGACUGUUCUGGAGGGAACAUUUUCUAUCAAUGUGUUCCUGAACACCUCCUACAUCCUGGAUGCCAACAUUCCAUGCCCUGAAAUGUUCAACAGACUCCUUUCACUCAACACCACCUCCAGGCUCAGCAUUACACAGAUCACUGAUGACCUGUGUCGUGUCAAUGAGACAGUUGCCGUGAAUAUUGCCAACAUGCUCAUCCCGCAUCUUACAUUUGGAGACCUUCUGCAAAGGUAUGUCACAUUCUCUGGUGAUGACAUUUUUAAGUCUGCCAAUAUCACGGCAGAAGCAGCUGCUGAUGUGGCCACCAAACUCAGCAAAGCCCAACAGGACCUUAUCCAUGCUGCAGAUCUUCUGAAUGGAAAGAGCACCACCAUGAACUACAAGAGUAGUGAGAUGCUGGGAGAACUCUUCAAGCUGCCUCAAGCACAGACUGGUGCCAAUACAAUGGACUCCAUCCAACCUCUACUCUGUGGCAAGAAGCCUGGGGAUCUUGCUGUGGAUGAGUUCAAUGUGGCAUCUGUACUGGGCAGAGGCUCCAAGGCCACCACCAAUGAAGAGGAGCUCAGUGAAUUGGCUCAAGCUGACAAGGACAAUGGAGGUGACUUCUGUCAACAACUGUACAAUGAUAUCCAGUCUCAGAGCCUGGGCUCCAUAAUCUGGGCAUACCUGAAGCCCAUCAUGAGAGGCAAGAUCUUGUUCACCCCUGACACCCCACUCACUCGGGAGAUCAUCGGCCAGGCCAACAGAGUAUUUGAUGUGCUUAAGGAUGUCAAGAGAGUGGCCAAGAUUUGGUCAGAAGGGACUCCCAAUCUUAUGGCAAUGACAGACAGAGCCAAGAAAAUGGGCUCAGUCAAGGACGUUUUAAAGAAUGACUUCAUUACAUCUCUACUGAAACAGACAUCUGGUCUUGAUGCCAAGGAACUUUUAACAGGUAUUGAUGCCCUUGAGUCUGGCAACUUCAACUCCAGCAGCAUGAAGGGCAUGAAGGUUGCUGCUGACCUCCUCGUCAACUACACCUCCUGCAUGGAACUUGAUCGCUCCGUCGGUGCAAGCUCGGAAGAGGAAAUGGAAAAACAGGCAUUCAGCCUCUCAGCCACUAAUAACUUCUUGGCAGGUGUUGUGUUUACAAAUCUUCCAUCCGAUGAUGGAGGGCGUAAGAAGAGAGACACUGGCAAGCUACCUGAACAUGUCCAGUAUAAGAUUCGGAUGGAGUCAGAAAAUGUCAGGAUUACCAACCGACUGUAUCCCAGGUUCUGGGAGCCCGAUUCCUAUGACCGCUUCACAUCCCAUCUCCAGUACCUGCGUGGCUUCAUGCAACUCCAGGACAUGAUAGAGCGAGCCAUCAUUGCCAUACAGACCGGGGAGAAUGCCACGCUGCCAGGAGCCUACCUCAAACAGUUCCCCUUCCCAUGUACCGUAGAUGACUCAUACAUUGGAAUUCUCGGAUCUUACCUGCUGCCAGUGGUGAUGACCUUCGCCUGGUUGGCAGCUCUGGCUAUUGCCACCCGCAACCUUGUCAUCGACAGAGAGGAAGGUCUUGAAGAUGCUCUAAGGAUCAUGGGAAUGAAACCCAUCCUGAACUGGUUUGCCUGGUUGGUGUCCACACUGGUACUGAUGGUGAUUGUCAGCGCCAUUCUCACCAUGAUUCUCAAAUCCAGCCAGCUUUUCAGAAUGUCAGAUCCAACAAUCGUCUUCCUGUAUCUCAUCUGCUUCUGCUUCUCGUCAACCAUGUUGGUCUACUUUGUGAGUGCAUUCUUCACGCGUGUGACCUUGGCCAUCCUGAUGGUGCUCAUCACUUACUUCUUGUCCUAUCUUCCCUACAUCGUCCUCGUCUCCAUGGAAGUCAGCAUGACGUUCUGGCAGAAGAGUAUAGCGUGUCUGCUGUCGACCAGUGCAUUUGGGUUUGCUGCUCAGUACUUGUCUCGUCUUGAGAUGCAGAAUAUCGGUCUCCAGUGGGACAACAUCGGAAGCAGUCCCGUGGUUGAGGAUCCGAUGACCUUCUCCUGGGCAUGCUACAUGAUGCUGAUUGACAGCGCCAUCUAUCUUGUCCUUGGCUGGUAUGUCAGGACUGUGAUGCCAGGUAAAUUUGGCACCUCCCAGCCAUGGUACUUCCCAGUGUCCCCCUCCUACUGGUGUGGCAGGAAGCACAAAGGAACCAGUGGCCUUUCCUCCAGAGUAGGAUCUCAGAAUGUCACACUGUUUGAAUCUGGAGGCGGUGGUUCCGGAAUACCAGGCAUGGCUGUACGGAAUCUGACCAAGAAGUACGGGAAGAAAGUGACUGUUGACAACAUCAGUGCCGAUUUCUACGAAGGACAGGUGACUGCCCUGCUUGGACACAAUGGUGCUGCCAAGACAACAACAAUGAAAAUGUUGAUCGGAAUCUUGGAACCUACGUCUGGAGACGUGUUCAUCAACCAGAAGGGAUCAGCUGGCACCAUUGGCUUCUGUCCUCAACACAACACACUCCUAGACUACAUGACAGUCCAGGAACACAUGGAGCUGUAUUCCGGGAUCAAGUGUGACUGGUCAUCCACUGACCGAGCCCGUGAGAUCAAGAGCCUCCUGUUGGAUGUUGACCUAUAUCAUGUCCGAUAUGUCCGAGUCAGCCAGCUGUCCGGUGGCAUGAAGCGCAGAUUGUCUGUGGCGCUGGCCUUUGUUGGAGGGUCCACGGCAAUUGUGCUGGAUGAACCCACCAGUGGAGUGGACCCACAUGCAAGGAAACACAUCUGGAACUUGAUAACCAAACAGAGACUUGAGCGGACCAUCCUGCUGUCGACUCACCACCUGGACGAGGCUGAUACAGUGGGAGACACCAUCGCCAUCAUGCAUGAGGGUCACAUUCUUUGCUGUGGGUCCCCCAUGUUCCUCAAGUCCAAGCUGGGUGGAGGGUAUCAUCUCACUGCGGAGAAGGCCGCCAAGAUGGAGGCAACUGGAACGUUUAAUGGAAACCAAAGUGACUGCAACAGUGGUCAGGUCCUGAGCUUCAUGAAGACGAUGUUGCCAAGAGUCCAGCUUGUGGAGGAGUAUGGCACGGAGAUGACCUUCAGCCUGCCGCGAGAGGACAGUGUCCAUACACCAUUCGACAUAUUCUUCAGGAAGCUUGAUGAAAAUUGUGAUCGGCUCUGUAUAAGCAGCUAUGGCGUCUCUGAUACUACUCUUGAAGAUGUCUUCCUGAAAGUGACAGCUCUGGCAGAUGACCACGUGGUCCUGGAUGAAGAAGUCCUGGAGAAAGAACGCCUCAAACCAUUACGUACCCGAACUGUUACAGAGACCGCCAGCGAUACAACAUCUGAGACUAGCAGUCAAGAGACGACAGUGAACAUGCUGGACUCUGGUCGGGUGAGAUACUCCGGCUUGUCCUUGAAGCUCCAGCAGAUGUCAGCACUAUUGCUGAAACGUUUCCACCACUACCGCCGUGACUGGCGCAUGUACCUCUCCAUCGUGCUUCUGCCGUUCUUGCUGUUCCUGACAUCCAUGGGUUUUGCCACGAUCCGUCCUGAGAUGGAGGCCAUGCCUAGCUUGCUGCUGACACCGGACUUGUAUGGCCCUGACAACUACAUGUUCUUCAAAGACAUGAGUUACGAAUCACUGAGUGACAGAAUUGCGGAAACAUUGACCCAGAAACCUGGAGUUGGCACUGUUUGUAUGGAAGGAUUUGAUUCUGGUUUACCAGUCACAUGUGACUGGACAAAGAGAUACUUCAACCCCCGAGUUCCUCAGACAAACAAUGAUGGAUGUUCAUGUGAGGACUUCAAACAGAUUUGUGUGCCGGGUUCAGUCCCUUUCCCGAGAAACAUCCGCACCCCGACCGGCAACUACCUGCAGGACCUGCUAGGAGAGGACAUCUCACAGUAUCUUCUUCACAGUUUCGGUGAAUUCAUUGAAAAAAGGUACGGAGGCUGGUCCUAUGAGGUAGGUCCAGAAGGAACAGACAGCGACAUGGCUGCCACCGUGUGGUUCAACAACCAAGGUUACCAUGCUAUGCCAGCAUUCUUUAAUGCCUUCAGUAACUCGCUCCUCAGAGCUAAAUUAGGACAGAAGGCCGGUACAGACCCCUCCAAAUAUGGCAUCAGUGCCUACAAUCAUCCAAUAACGCUGCACACAAUGAAGUUGUCACUGGAUAACAUGGGUCAGCAAGCUACAGAUGCUGGAAUCUCAUUGGUCUUCCUACUGGCCUUCACCUUCAUCUCCAGUGCCUUCAUGGUCUACCUUGUCAAUGAAAACCUCAACAAAGAGAAACAGCUGCAGUUCAUCAGCGGAGUGGGUCCUGUCCUCUACUGGAUCACUUCAUUCGUAUGGGACAUGAUACUGUACAGUCUCACUGUAGCCUUGGCUGUGGUGGCAGUAGCCAUUUUCAAACUCGGACCUUACUGGGACAGACAGAACCUCGCUGGAGUGGUCAGUCUCUUGAUGUUGUAUGGAUGGUCAGUGAUACCACUGAUGUACAUGAUGCUGAAGCUGUUCAAGAGUGCCUCAGCUGCAUAUCUCACACUGUUCUGCCUCAACAUGCUUAUCGGCAUACUCACCAUCAUCACCAUCUUCGUGCUCAUCAUCUUCCAGACUAUUGGCACGGAAAUUGGUCAAGCAUUCAAUGUCUGCCGCUACUUGUUUCUCAUCUUCCCCCAAUUCUGCAUGGGUCAAGGUCUCAUUGACAUCACAGUGAACCACUACAAGUACUUGCUGUUUGUUAGGUUUGGAGACGAUGUGUAUGUAGAUCCAUUCUCCUUUGAGAUGCUGGGCUGGAACCUGGUUGCCAUGGGAAUUCAGGGUCUUGUGUUCUUCAUAGUCACGAUCAUCAUUGAAAGUAGAGGUAGCAGUGGCACAAGAAUCCCCAGCCGCUUGUUGGAGAUCCCAGAGGAAGAUGGAGAUGUGCAGAAUGAGAGACUUCGUAUACAACGUGGACAGACCAAGGAUGAUCUUCUCUAUGUCAAUGGGCUUUCAAAGAUGUACCGACGAGGCAGGAAAUCAUUCCUGGCAGUGGACAACCUGAGCUUCGGUGUCUCAAAGGGAGAGUGCUUUGGGCUGCUGGGAGUAAAUGGUGCUGGCAAGACAACUACCUUCAGGAUGCUGACAGGGGACACCAGCCCCUCCAGCGGAGAUGCAUACUUGAACGGACACAAGAUCAGCACUGGUGACCCCUACCUCGGCCAGGAGAUUGGCUACUGUCCACAAGAGGGUGGCCUGGAUGGUUUCCUCAGCGGAGAGGAACUCCUCUUCUGCCAUGCCAAACUGAAGGGCAUGUCUCAACAGUAUGCUCACAAGGUGGUCGUGGACUUGGUGGGCAAACUCCACCUGGCUGAGUACGCUCAGAAGGCGAUCAACACAUACAGUGGUGGCACCAAAAGGAAGCUGUCACUGGCCAUCGCCAUGUUGGGAGAGCCCCCCGUUCUCUUCCUGGAUGAACCUACAACUGGUAUGGACCCCGCCACCAGGAGGCUUGUGUGGAAGUGUAUAACCAAGGCUGGACAGAAUGGACAGUCCAUUGUUCUGACUUCACACAGCAUGGAUGAAUGUGAUGCCCUGUGUUCCCGACUGGCCAUCAUGGUCAACGGCAGACUGAUGUGUCUCGGCAGUGCCCAGCAUCUCAAGUCGAAGUUCGGCGAUGGCUACACAGUAACAAUGCACAUUCAGGGCUUGUCCAACAACCGCUUCAACAUUGAACAAGCCUUCCUCAGCCGCUUCCCAGGCGCGACCAUCAAGGUCAGUGUGGGUGCCCAGGACCAGCACUCAAGUGUGCUUGAAGUUGGCAUCCCACGGAACUCCACGAGUGUGUCAGAGCUGUUCUCCAUCCUCCAAACAGCCCAGGACAAGAACCACAUCACCAGAUACUCCCUCUCUCAAACAUCACUGGAUACUGUUUUUGUCAACUUCGCCCAAGACCAAUCUGACAGCAUCUCUGAUAAGGAUGACGUGUCCACAUCUGAUGGAGAGACCGGAUCAAACCAGUCAGGAAUACUUCCUGGACCAUUCACCAAUCAGACAUACGCAUACAUGAACCCACAGUACAUGGCGGACCCUAAAGACGAGCGGUUCUCAUCGCAAUACGCCGCGCCGCCAACCUUGCACAUGCCUCCACAGGCAUCUCCAUGAAGGAAGGAAAAAUUAACAAGGCCUUCCAAGACGAGGACAAGGUGUUUGACACAAGAUUGUGAUCAACAACAGCUAUUCCAACAGAUGACUGACUUAAAUAUUUUGUGAAAACCUGUUUUAUCUUCAGACAAAAUGUAACAGUUGUCAUGUACAGCUGUAUUUAUCUGCCAUGUAAAAGAUGUGUACAGAUUUUGUUUUUUAUGAUUGACAUUUUGCACGAUAAUCAUAAAACUGAUAUACAUGUGUUUUAGCUACUAACUACAUAUCAAAGCAGAGACCAAACUUACCCGGUACACGAGUUGAAAGCUGGCGUAGUAUGUAAUAAAAUAAUAGAAAAUAUAAUUCACUCCAAUAUACCCACCAGUAAAUCUUGAUGAUAGACAUGUGGGGUUUUCAAUGUCACCUGAAAUUUCAGGUAUAUAAACUUUAUUGAAAUAUCAUGUAGACCUUUAUCAGCUCAGUGAACAAACUGGCAUAAUGUUUUGUGAUAUUGUCUCAUAACAAUGCAAAUUUUUGUUUUAUCAUGUUUACAGCCUUCUCAGAGAGGACAAUUAUUUUAUAGUAUUCAUAUAUUUUAGAAAUCAAUUUCUGUUGAUUUCAAGAUUUGACUAAGUAUUUGUAUGACAACAUAAAAAUGAUCCAACCUUCAUACUUUUUACAUGACUUUUUUUAUCAUAACUUUCAGUUUCUCAGGAUACAGCAGAGGAAGAAAACCUUCGAUACCUUUGUAUCAGCAACUUUUUAAAUAUCUGCUCCAUGCAACAAUUUCAUUUUCUACUAUGACCAAAGAUUUUGUCAUGAAAUGUCUAUAUUUUAUGUGAGAAAAAAACCCCAACUGUGUUGAAAUAACUUUCAAUUUCCUUCAUAUUUUUUAGCAUUAUGGAUUUUGCACAGAUGAGUACUUAUAGUGGGGUUGGUAGCACAUUUUGCAAUGCUACAUCCAAUUCCAACAGCAUUUGAAGGGUAAAAUAAUUGCUCAAAGCUUUAUUUUUUUAAACUGUAGACUAAACAUUGUAAAAGAUGCUUGAAUAAUAGGGUGCAAUACAAUGUUUGUCUCGUAGAAACAUCUGUCUAUAGUUCAGUGUCACGUACCUUUCUCUUCCGUAACGUGAUGUCCCGUUAUGUUCUCAUGUUAUCCUUAAAAUCUGUUGAUCAAUGAUUUACAGGAAAGAAUUGAGACAGUGUACUGUAACUUGUUUGAAGAGGAUUGUCAACACAUUGCAUAAUAUGAAACAGCGCUGUUAUCACUGUUCUGCAACGCUGUUUUUAACGUGUUGCUUUUUCAUUACGAUCUACUUGGCAUGGAGCUAGAGAGUUGUCUUUCAAUUGUUCAAAGCUCUUUACAGAUAUUAUGUAUCGUGACCAGAAUCAUCAACUAUUGUGAUGUGUAUAUAUUAUGUUGAUACACUUAUUUUGUGGACACAGGCUAAUAUGUAGUGAUUAUUUUAUGACUUUCAUAUUUUCGAUAACACAAGUAUAGAUAGAUACAAUAUAUUAUUUUUUAUAUUUUUAACAAAAUAAUGUUUGUCUAAAUAAACCAUAUAUGAUGCAUCUUAAAA
Messenger RNA from Haliotis rubra (blacklip abalone), 9142 nucleotides. RefSeq names its product phospholipid-transporting ATPase ABCA1-like. The record is from RefSeq and is a predicted model, not a curated record. NCBI's taxonomy places the organism in Eukaryota, Metazoa, Mollusca, Gastropoda, Lepetellida, Haliotidae. The transcript is spliced from 50 exons. Gene Ontology annotation, molecular function: ATP hydrolysis activity; ATP binding; ABC-type transporter activity. Gene Ontology annotation, biological process: transmembrane transport; lipid transport. Bases 9 to 7583 code for a protein of 2524 amino acids. Gene Ontology annotation, cellular component: intracellular membrane-bounded organelle; membrane.